GUGUGUGUGUAAAUAUAUAUAAAUUUGUGUAAUACAAUUUUGAACAAAGGAUAGCGGCUAAAUUAAAAAGAAAACGUUGUGCAAGCUGAAACAAAUUCUACGUGUGCUGCAAAAUGACAAAACUGAAAAUAAUUCCAGGUUUUGAAAAUAAUUUUGUUGAAGAUGCGUCGACACUACGUGCUUGGGUACGAAAUUUUCGUAUUAAACGGUCACAAAUGAAAAAAAAGCACCGUGGCGAUUUACGUGUAAAUGCAAUGUUAAAUACGGCACUGUUGACUGCCGAAGCUGACUUAUGUCGCAAGCAAAAUGAAUGUUUUCGUACCCGACUGAUGUUUCAUCAAAGAUCGGAGAAGGGCUAUGUGAUGGGACAUGUGUUGGACGAGGAGAGAGCAAAGCAACGAGAAACGAUCAAUAAUAUAUGGAAAAGUGAGAUAAAUGACCUGGAUUCAUUUAUGCGUUCGCUGAACAGUAGCAAUAGAAGUUGCGGUGACAAAACCACUAGAAAUGAAAAUACUUAUAAUUUAAAAAGUGUUAACAGCAGUACUUUACAGUAUAGUAUUGCUGUAGUUAGUUGAUAAUGUUAAAUAUGUUUUUUCCUGAAAUAAUUUUCAUUGUAGAUGUGUAAAAUGUGUACCUCUAGAAUAGAUUUAUUAUGCAAGUUUUUCAU
Messenger RNA from Anastrepha obliqua, 667 nucleotides. RefSeq lists its product as uncharacterized. Lineage: Eukaryota; Metazoa; Arthropoda; Insecta; Diptera; Tephritidae. The transcript has a single exon. The record is from RefSeq and is a predicted model, not a curated record. The coding region runs from base 114 to 575 and encodes 153 amino acids.